AUGAAGCAGCGGCAGGCGCGCAUUUCGCGCCGCAGCGCGCCGGUGCUCAGUGCAGUGCACCAGCCCGAGGAGUGGCGGCGGCGAGCUUGGGGUUACGCCUUGGCCAGCUUCUUGGCGCUGGCACUCCUGAGCCAUUUGCAUUUUGUACCCUUUGCCUGCCUCAAGUCCACUCCCUUUUCAGAAAUCCCGAGCUUGGACACCGUUUUGGAGUCGCGGUGGCAGGCUGCCUAUCGCCGAGGUGUUUUUCGCACCACCACCGAGCGCUCCCUGCCAAAACGCACCAUUCGCAAUGGACAGCUAUCCUUCUCGCUAGCGCUCAAUGAGGGCCGGCAACAAAAGCGCCAGACUCUUGUUACGGCUGCGGCAGCUGCAGCCGAUCCCGGUGAUCACGAGAACGCUCUUCAGCUUACCCGCCCGUUUAUCGAAGCCGAUUUCCAUUUUGGGAAGGUCGAUAGUAACGAGUACCUUUUCAUCGUGGACGAGGUAGCAGAUCGCGUACGCUGCGGUCCCGUGGCCGACUUGCACCAGCACGCGGUGCUCAUCAAUCCUUUCCCGCUUGGCUGGCUCUCGGGUUUGCUCGUGCCGUAUCUCCUGGAGCACCGACCCCAGGUCAUGACUCGUGAUGCCCUGACCGCCGGCUUUGCCUUUGCUCAGCGCCUACAAAAUCCAUAUACGCGGCUGGCCUUCAACUCGCUCGAGGCUGGUGCCAGCGUCAACCAUCUACACUUUCAAUUCUGGCAGUUUGACGCGCCCCUGGCCGUUGAAUUGGCAACGCGCCAGCUCUACUUCCGCUUUGGCGAAGAACUGACGCUUCACAUCCUUCCUGACGCCCCCGUACACACGCUAGCCGUGGAGUAUUUUCGCACCACGGCCACGGGUGCCAUCGUUGUUGUGCAACGCAUUAUUGACCUUCUCUAUCAGCAUGUCUUGCCGUUUAAUCUCGUCUUCUCACGAUACUACGUCAAUGCGGGUAUUUCACCUUCGCGCUCCACCGUGUACAUUGUCCUUCGACAGCGCAUGCAUCCCUUCCCAGGCAUUAACAUUGGGUUUCCAGAGGUCUCGGGCGAGCUCAUCUGCACGUCCUCGUCCAUCUACCACUCGGUCACGGCACACAACAUUUCACAACAUUGGCGUGACAACGUACGCCUUUCGGGCGAUCGCUAUACCGAGUUCCUCGGCAGCCUAAAACGCCAUCUGCCCACCCUUCUUUCCGAGACAACAUAG
Messenger RNA from Monosiga brevicollis MX1, 1224 nucleotides. RefSeq lists its product as uncharacterized. The record is from RefSeq and is a predicted model, not a curated record. Gene Ontology annotation, biological process: glucose metabolic process. Gene Ontology annotation, cellular component: cytoplasm. Gene Ontology annotation, molecular function: GDP-D-glucose phosphorylase activity. Bases 1 to 1224 code for a protein of 407 amino acids. Lineage: Eukaryota; Choanoflagellata; Craspedida; Salpingoecidae. The transcript has a single exon.